Plenodomus lingam JN3 is the source of this 1392-nucleotide messenger RNA. RefSeq lists its product as uncharacterized. Gene Ontology annotation, biological process: regulation of transcription by RNA polymerase II. Gene Ontology annotation, cellular component: nucleus. Gene Ontology annotation, molecular function: DNA-binding transcription factor activity, RNA polymerase II-specific; RNA polymerase II cis-regulatory region sequence-specific DNA binding. The record is from RefSeq and is a predicted model, not a curated record. Lineage: Eukaryota; Fungi; Ascomycota; Dothideomycetes; Pleosporales; Leptosphaeriaceae.
AUGGCUGCAGUUGUUGCUUCGCAUCACGUCGGAUUUUGGCAUGAACGAAGAGAUCCUACCAUACACGUCACAAACCUGCAUCUGGCCAACAUGAUGUCUCCGUACGAUAUUCCCAGAACAGUGGCAAAUACAUCGGCAUCCCGAAGUUAUCAGCCAACAACUACGCAAAUGGACAUGGGUAUGCCCAUCUUCUCCGCCACUGGCCUGUCGAGCUCGGUACCGUAUCAAUCAGGAGCGUUCGCUUUCGACCCGAUCUCGACCAACCCCUACAAUAUGCAACAAUCCUCGUACUAUUCAUCGAACAUUGCGCAGGCUGUUACCUAUGGCACAGCCCCAGAUGUACAGUCACAUCCUACUGUUCGAGACGCUCAUAGCUCGUUCCUAAUGAAUCGGAACACGAUGGUCAAAUCUGAGAGCGCUUCGCCCAUAUCCUCAGCUCCCAUGUACAACGACCACUCUUACGUGGCAGAGUGCAGGCGUGCUGCUUCCGAGCAGACGGAUCGCACCGGUGUAAACUUCGCCACCGAUGUGGAUACUCUCAUGAGAGCCAUCCAAGCUAAAGAACCCACAACGCCGCAAGCAAAGGAGGCAAAGCAGGAGACCGAGGUCAAGAUUAGCCAGAAAACGCGUAAGAGGUACCAAUGCAACAUACCAGACUGCAGCAAGAGCUUCUUCCAGAAGACACAUCUAGACAUCCACAUCCGCGCACACACCGGCGCGAAACCAUUUAACUGUAAAGCACCUGGUUGUGGGCAGUCAUUUUCGCAGCUCGGCAAUCUCAAGACGCACGAAAGGCGACACACUGGAGAACGACCGUAUAGUUGUGACAUUUGUGGCAAGACGUUUGCUCAAAGAGGCAAUGUUCGUGCACACAAGAUUGUUCAUCAACAGAUCAAGCCAUUCACUUGCAGGCUCGAUGACUGUGGCAAGCAAUUCACUCAGCUUGGCAACUUAAAGUCACACCAAAACAAGUUCCACGCCGCCACGCUAAGAUACUUGACGCAAAAGUUUGCCACCAUCACUCCCAGUGACUACGUGUCACAAGAGGAUAAAGAGCUCUGGGAGUACUUUGCAUCGCUUUACAAGAACUCCAACAAAGGAAUCAAGGGCCGCGGAAAGGAUCGACGCAUCUCUGCAAUCUCCUCCAUGGCGAAUUCAAACCCUUCAUCGUACGCUCCUAUGCCCAUGACUUCGAUGUCCCAGAGCUACAGUGGUUAUCUUCAUCAUAGUGGAAGUGACCGUAGUAGUCGAAGUUCCUCCAUGUCGACAGAUGCUAUCCGCAGGAUCGACAAUAGCUAUGACUUUAACGCUCCCAUGCCUACUGGUUAUCACCAUCAAACUCAAGGAACCGGCUAUGAUGACAUGGUAUUCCCUGAGCGCAAAUUGUACUGA